Molecule: messenger RNA, 207 nt
Organism: Serpula lacrymans var. lacrymans S7.9
Lineage: Eukaryota; Fungi; Basidiomycota; Agaricomycetes; Boletales; Serpulaceae
Exons: 1
Source: RefSeq, a predicted model, not a curated record
AUUCCCAUCUAUAACAUUGACGGUAUGCUUAAUGCGAGUGGCUGCAUUACACACAAAUGUUCUUUUGUUGUUGAGUACCAAGGACAUAGAGAACGAGUCACUGCCAAAGCUACCCAACUAGGGAAUAUUAAUUUAAUCUUAGGCUGGACCUGGCUAUUUAAACACAAUCCUGAGAUCAACUGGCAGACAGGGGUUGUCACAUUGUCA